AUGGCAACCAACCUAAAUGCUUUAGAGUCCUUUGACUGCGAAGGUGACAUUGGAUCGGUUGGCUUAAAAUGGGAAAAGUGGAAAAGAGCUUUUGAAAUCUACAUUGAAGCAACAAAUAUUGACACUCCUCAGAAAAAAAGGGCUACAUUAUUGCACGUCGGUGGCUUAGGUAUCCAAGAAAUUUAUUAUAAUUUACCUGGCGCACACAUCGCUACAUCGGAGGCUAAUCAGGACACCGAUGUGUACAAAAUUGCUUUGGAAAGUUUGGAUCGUUAUUUUGCCCCGAAACAGAGCAAACUAUUUGAAAGGCAUGUUUUUCGUCUUUUAAAACAAGAACCGGAAGAACAUUUCGAGAAAUUUCUGGUACGAUUAAGGAAUCAAGCAGCAAAAUGCACCUUUGUCAAUUCAGAAGAGCACCUUAUUGACCAAAUAGUAGAAAAAUGCCAUUCACCUGAAUUAAGGCAAAAUAUUUUAACUCUUGGGGAUUCAGUGACACUGGAUAUGAUUAUAAUAGAAGCCAAUGCAUUGGAACCAGUUAGCAGACAAAUGGAAAAAUUUGGUGAUAAGAAACCAUCUUAUGAAGUAAACAAAGUUACAAGUAGGAAUAUUAGAAGCUCCCAAGCUCCCGAAACUAGCACAUCAAGAUCGUGUUAUCGUUGUGGGAUAGAAGGCCAUUUAUCUUAUAAUUGUCCAGAUAAGGAAUCAUUUUGCAAGAAAUGCCGCCGCAAGGGACAUAGUACAAAGAAUUGCCGAACAAGAAACGAAAAACGAAAGCACGAGUCGUCUGGUCCUCCAAAAGAAUUUAAGAAGCAUAAAACUAAUAAGUCUGCUACAAAAUAUGAAGAAGGAAACGUCAACUACAUUUUCCAUAUUGACCAAGAUUAA
Sitophilus oryzae (rice weevil) is the source of this 885-nucleotide messenger RNA. RefSeq lists its product as uncharacterized. Lineage: Eukaryota; Metazoa; Arthropoda; Insecta; Coleoptera; Curculionidae. The record is from RefSeq and is a predicted model, not a curated record. The transcript has a single exon. Gene Ontology annotation, molecular function: zinc ion binding; nucleic acid binding. Bases 1 to 885 code for a protein of 294 amino acids.